Acipenser ruthenus (sterlet) is the source of this 2375-nucleotide messenger RNA. RefSeq names its product vacuolar protein sorting-associated protein 4A. Gene Ontology annotation, biological process: vacuole organization; endosomal transport. The coding region runs from base 164 to 1477 and encodes 437 amino acids. The record is from RefSeq and is a predicted model, not a curated record. NCBI's taxonomy places the organism in Eukaryota, Metazoa, Chordata, Actinopteri, Acipenseriformes, Acipenseridae. Gene Ontology annotation, molecular function: ATP hydrolysis activity; ATP binding. The transcript is spliced from 11 exons.
ACACUGUUUUCAUAUCCGCUUCCUCUGAUGUCAGAGUUUGACAGUGUUUAUAUGUUCAUUAUUGCAAACAAUAUUUUUUCGCAGCAAGAGAAACAUUAUACACAAGCUGAAGUAUACUAAGACUGUUCAAAGGGGAUGAUUCCCAGGUUUUGAAUGAGAUGCAAUGACAACGUCAACAUUACAGAAAGCGAUUGACCUUGUGACAAAAGCCACAGAAGAAGAUAAAGCAAAGAACUACGAGGAGGCCCUGAAGCUAUACCAGCAUGCUGUGGAAUAUUUCUUGCAUGCUAUUAAAUAUGAGGCUCACAGUGAUAAGGCAAAGGAGAGUAUCAGAGCAAAGUGUGUGCAGUAUUUGGACCGUGCGGAGAAGCUGAAGGACUAUUUAAAGAACAAAGACAAACCGGGGAAGAAACCUGUCAAGGAAUCCCAGCAGAAUGACAAAGGUAGUGACAGUGACAGUGAGGGUGAAAACCCAGAGAGGAAGAAACUACAGGAACAGCUGAUGGGUGCCAUUGUAAUGGAGAAACCCAACGUCGGGUGGAAUGAUGUUGCCGGGUUAGAAGGGGCUAAGGAGGCUCUAAAAGAAGCUGUCAUUUUACCCAUCAAGUUCCCACAUCUAUUUACAGGAAAGCGUACUCCUUGGCGUGGAAUCUUGCUGUUCGGUCCUCCUGGGACUGGGAAAUCUUACCUGGCGAAGGCUGUGGCUACAGAGGCCAAUAAUUCAACAUUCUUCUCUGUGUCCUCUUCCGACCUCAUGUCCAAGUGGCUGGGAGAGAGUGAGAAACUCGUAAAGAACCUUUUUGAAUUGGCACGUCAGCAUAAGCCUUCCAUCAUUUUUAUUGAUGAAGUAGAUUCCUUGUGUGGGUCCAGAAAUGAGAACGAGAGUGAAGCUGCAAGGAGAAUUAAAACAGAGUUUUUAGUACAAAUGCAAGGAGUUGGGAAUAACAAUGAUGGAAUCCUGGUUCUUGGUGCCACAAAUAUCCCCUGGGUUCUGGAUGCUGCUAUUCGGAGAAGAUUUGAAAAGCGUAUUUAUAUCCCUCUACCAGAGGAACCAGCCCGUGCACAGAUGUUUAGGCUUCACCUGGGAAACACCCCUCGCAAUCUCUCAGAGGCUGAUCUACGAGAGCUGGCUAAAAAGACACAAGGAUACUCCGGAGCUGACAUUAGCGUUAUUGUACGAGACGCGCUCAUGCAGCCUGUGCGCAAAGUACAGUCAGCCACACAUUUUAAAAAGGUUCGUGGUCCAUCCCGAACAAAUCCAAACGUGAUUGUGAAUGACCUUUUGACUCCUUGCUCUCCUGGUGACCCAGAAGCGAUUGAGAUGACCUGGAUGGAUGUUCCCAGUGACAAACUCUUAGAGCCCAUCAUUUGCAUGUCGGACAUGCUGCGUUCCCUGACCACCACCAGACCCACAGUAAAUACAGAAGACCUUCUGAAAGUAAAGAAAUUUACUGAUGACUUUGGACAGGAGGGUUGAUGGGACAGUUGUAAUAUUAUUUAAAAAGAACCCCCCUUCCACACUACAUAACCAGCUCACUGACUUUACUAACAACAGGUACAGUACUCCGGCAGGAACGAUGAAGGACUCUUAUUUAUUUAUAUUUUGUCUUGACAGAGGGAAAUCCUUACAGUCCUUAUGUUGAUAGCUCUACAAUUCUGAAGCUUCAAUUUCAGUUUAUUUAACUCUGCACUCCCAGUGUCAUUUUACCAUAGUGGUAAAGCAAUGCCAGCAUGAUUAGAAGGCAUGGCACAAAGUACCAAACCAAACCUGAUUUUAAAGAAUUGCGAGACUGCUGCUUUUCACUAAAAAGCUUCUGUAGCUAAACUAAUGGAAACGUCUACAUCUUACGGACAGCUGCCCUUUCAAAAUGUCAUGUCUUCACCUGCUAUCAUUGUCUAAAUACAAUACAUGUGUUCUUUUGCAUUUCCCCACUUACUGCCAACAGGCUACAGGUGAAGGCUUUCCUUGUUCCUUUAAAGGACAAGUGAACAUUUGUAUUUAAAUUGCUGUUUUCUGAAGGCUACAUUAGGUGGUGUUUCACACAUGUACUGCAGAUACUGUAUAUAGUGUAUGCUAUAUGGAGAACUUGAACAGACUACCUUUAUGCAGUUAUUGCUAGGAAAAUGUCUCCAGUUUAUCCAACCUAAAUGUUCUUAUGUUGAAUACAUCCAUUAAAAAUAAUAAUUAACUAGAACACUGGUUCUAAUGGCAUGUGAAGUUGUAAUACUCUUAACAUCCUAAGCCAAGGCAGAAAUCAAAUUUAAACUGAAGCUCCAGAAUGAACUAUUUCUAAUGUGGUCUGUUUUAGUUCAGAUGCUGUGUGGAUGAUUGGCCCGCUAUACAACAUAACAAAUAAACUCAUGUAUUAAACCUU